UGAAUAUGGCCUACCAGCGACAUCUUCGUCGACAGCAACUGGUUUUGCUAGUUUUUUUGUGUCGGAACUGUGUGACUUGAGUUCCUUGGCAGUGGAAGAGUGGGCUCGCUUGACAGAUCUCUCGACAGGCAUUGUGAUUACUCGUAAAGUGAGGCAGAAGGAAUAGUUAAGAGAGUUGAAAGACUGAAUGGUGCGUACAGAGUACGGAAAGUGAAUGGAGAGUGAAGGGAUUCAAGGAGACAGAGAUUGACGCUCUCCAUUUUAUUGGGGUUGCAAAUUGGUGGCAAUGGGUGUAAAAUAGAAGGUGCGCAGUUAUGCGCAGAUCUGGGGAGGGUCAGAGUCGUUGGACAGGGUAGGCAGUGGGGCCGGUAUGAGGUAUAUACGCACAUAUCUCAAUAUGUCUACGUCUCGCAAGAAGAGCACUUGCACACAUCACCUCAUCUCGAUCUCAUUCAUUACACAUUCCACUAAGGAUACAAAUAGGAGUGACAUCAACGCCUAUGACUCAUCAAACAACCGACCCAUCACCGCAACAGGAACAAGAGCAGGAACUUGAACUUGAACAGAAACGGACACUGGAACUAGAACUAGAACUAGAACUGGAGCAGGAGGAAAGCGUCGCCACUAUCGAUGCCAUACUUCAUAUGCCAGAGCUGGCAUAUGCGCUCCAGCGGUAUCUCGAGCCAAAGCAUCUGGUCACAGCCUGUUUAGUCAGUAAACCAUGGUCCAGAGUUUGGACGCCCUUCCUGUGGCAAACCCUGACCCUGACCCAACCCCACCCAGUCUUUCGGGCUCACACCCCGCGUUCGACUUCCUCCUUCGCUGUCUCUCCAGCCCAGUACCACCAAGACGAGCGUUAUGUUCUUUCAGUAGAAUGCCUUAGUCGAUUUGGGCACCACGUCCGACGACUUAAUGCCUCUUGGCUGACCUCUCACGCUCUACUGCGGCUCUCUAUUCACUGUGUGAAUCUGCAGCAGGUCAAACUGGCCGAGACUGCAAUUCCGAUCAGAGUGCUGCAGCCGAUGUUGAGGGCGUUGACAAGGUUGCGAAGGCUGGAGCUGGAUUUGCCGUUUGAAGAGUUAGUCGAGGAUGAGAAGGAUGAAGAGGAUGCGGAUCCGCAGCCAGACGCUAUCAUCAACAGCUCAGAUGACAGUGCCUUACUGAGAACCAUUGAGACGUGUGCAUCCAAAAGGCUCGAGCACCUUGAGCUUAUCUUCCAGAGAUCGGUCAGGAUGCCCGUUAAGGCGCUAUGUUCGGUGUUGAGUAGCCAUUCUGCUCUUCAUACAGUCAAGUUGGUGGACGCGGAUAUUGAGGAUCCAAAGAAGAAAGGCGGCAAGAGCAAAAGGAACAAGAAAAAGAAAAAUAAUCGCACGCGAAGUGGAACAGCAUCAUGGCUUUCAACUUCAGGGUCAUCGAGUUCAGUAUCUUCAACAUCGACCUCUGUAUCAUCAACCUUGACAACUUCAGCCUCGUCCUCAGCCUCAGAGGGCGAGGAUGAAUCAUCAUCAGCACCAACACCAGUAACGACAAUGGCAAUAGCAACAGCAGAAGAACCUUUCAGCCUCAUUUUUCUAUCCAUCACCAGCUCCCACACGUCGAACGCCUGUCUGGGAUAUAUUUUAGGGCGAUGUCAUCAUCUGACGGCACUGCACCUACACUCUUGUGACACCAUCACGGAUGAUGCGCUAGAAGGCAUCGCUCGAAGUCUGCGGUCUCUCACAAGCAUAUCUUUAUCGAGUUGCAAACAGCUUACGUCUACGGGUCUCAAUAAUUUCUUCAAGAGCACCCACCAGCUCGUUGCUCACGUUCAUCUUUGCGACCUGGCUGCGCUUCAUGACGAGACCCUGGAAAUUGUAGCCCUCCGCCACGCCCACAGUCUUCGAAAGCUGGCCAUUUACUUUUGUGCAUUUGUGACAGAUAAAGGGAUCAAGGCCGUGUUGACGGCAUGUCAUGAGUUGCGAGUUUUAGGUCUGCAGGCGUAUGGUAUGACGCCAACUAUUUUUGAGGAGCCCUGGGCCUGCCGCUGGACAUUGGAGCAGCUGGACCUUCAAGGUGUGUUCAAAAUGGCUGUGGAUAGUCCUGCAUCUGGAGAUGGUGACAGUAACUGGAAUACCACCAUGGGUGGGAGCAACAGUGGCAGCAACAGCAACAGCAACAGCAAUACCAGCAAUAUCAGUAGUAAUGUCAGUAUGGGAGAUUUUUCUGCCACGAGAGUAUGGCGUGAUCGGCAGGCAAGGAUUGAUGCUUUUGAGAAGACAAGGCUUCGGCUGAUAACGCUAUCGAAUCUCAAGAACUUGCGGCUAUCUGCUGCUGGGAUCGGGAAAGAGGUCCUCGAAGGGUUUGGACAGCAUCAGCGGAUAGAGGUUUUGCAUCUCUAUGGGCUCCAGAGCACUCAGGUUGACACGCUACCUUGGACCGAGAUCCGGACACGAUAUCCCUUCCUGAGACAGGUCUACUGCGGAGUGAUUGGUGUUCUGACCAAGGGCAUCCAAGAUAAACUGGCGCGGCUGCAUGUAGAGCUGUUGGCGUCGUCUAGUAUUCCUGACCUUGCAUUUGAAAACAAUUUCGAUGACUAGCAGCAGCUCGCUGAGCUGCUCAUAAGAUGAUCGUAAUAAACGGCAUUUCUAUCCUCGUCCGCCUCCUCUUGUCUUUGCAUGUGGAUGUGGAAUCGCUCGUGUUGCUCCACGCAGUCGUGCCUUUGCCUUGUGAAGCAGUAGGUAUCUAUCGGUUGACGAACAUUCCAUUAUUUGUUUUCUUUUACAUGCAGCUCCACAGGGCGACUUUGCCGAUGCUACUCGAUGCUAUCCAAGCA
This is a messenger RNA of Gamsiella multidivaricata, 2812 nucleotides long. RefSeq lists its product as uncharacterized. Gene Ontology annotation, cellular component: SCF ubiquitin ligase complex. Gene Ontology annotation, biological process: SCF-dependent proteasomal ubiquitin-dependent protein catabolic process. The coding region runs from base 501 to 2576 and encodes 691 amino acids. Lineage: Eukaryota; Fungi; Mortierellomycota; Mortierellomycetes; Mortierellales; Mortierellaceae. The transcript has a single exon. Gene Ontology annotation, molecular function: protein binding. The record is from RefSeq and is a predicted model, not a curated record.